Messenger RNA from Pimephales promelas (fathead minnow), 2640 nucleotides. RefSeq names its product autophagy related 9B (gene atg9b). The record is from RefSeq and is a predicted model, not a curated record. Gene Ontology annotation, biological process: reticulophagy; piecemeal microautophagy of the nucleus; protein localization to phagophore assembly site. Gene Ontology annotation, cellular component: phagophore assembly site; autophagosome. Lineage: Eukaryota; Metazoa; Chordata; Actinopteri; Cypriniformes; Leuciscidae.
UGACGCUACUAGAAACCAAAGUGACGACAGGCGAUAUUUGUUGUCAUAUCUGUUUUUGUUGUGAAGAGCAAAGGCGAGGAUCAUCUUUGCUCGGAUGGACCUAAGGUGAAUAUUAUAGAGAGGUAGAAUGUAAAACACGAUGGCUGGUUUUGAAACGUACCAGGAGUAUCAUCGGAUAGAAGACUGUGAUGAAGACUCACCCCCGGGAGAGGAAGAUUUACUCAUCCAUGUGUCAGAGGGCAGAGGAGACCCAUGGCAUCAUAUCAAGAACCUCGACAAUUUCUUCACAAGAAUAUAUCAUUUUCAUCAGAAGAAUGGAUUCGCCUGUAUGGUGUUAUCAGAAUUUUUCGAGCUUGUGCAAUUCCUGUUUGUGGUCACGUUUACAACUUUCCUCUUCAACUGUGUGGAAUAUGAUGUUCUCUUUGCCAACCGAGUGGUCAACCACACGGGUCAGAGCCUCGGUCCUCUGGACAGGAACAAGGUCACCCUUCCUGAUGCUAUUUUACCCAGCGAGCAAUGCACUGAGAGGAUUCAAGGAAACAGCUGGAUCAUCUUUCUCUUGAUAAUGGCGGCCAUUUUCUGGCUCUAUCGGCUUGUGAAGGUGAUCUUUAACGUCCUCAGCUACUGGGAGAUCCGGCAGUUUUAUAUUAAAGCUCUGAAAAUACAGAUGGAUGAGCUGUGUAACUUCACAUGGCAAGAAGUUCAAGGGCGUUUGAUUCACCUGCAGCGUGAGCAUCCCAUGUGUGUCCAGAAGCGGGAACUCUCCGAACUAGACAUCUACCACCGCAUCCUGCGCUUUAAAAACUACACAGUGGCCAUGAUCAACAAGUCCCUGCUGCCCGUCAGACUGCGCGUGCCCUUCUUCGGCGACAUGAUUUUCCUCACGCAGGGCCUAAAAUACAACUUUGAGCUCAUUCUGUUCUGGGGACCCCUCUCACUCUUCCAGAACAAAUGGAGCUUGCAUCCUAAAUACAAACGGGCGGCAAACCGGCAGGACCUGGCCAAGCAGCUGAGCCGCGUCAUCCUGCUGACGGGGCUGGUCAAUCUGCUGCUGUGCCCCUUCGUGCUGGUGUGGCAGGUGCUGUACGCGUUCUUUAGCUACGCUGAGGUCAUCAAGCGGGAGCCGGGGAGUUUGGGCGCCCGGCGCUGGUCGCUGUACGGUCGGCUCUACCUGCGCCACUUCAACGAGCUGGAUCACGAGCUGCAAGGCAGGAUGGGCCGUGGGUACAAACCCGCCGCCAAGUACAUGAAUGUCUUUGUUUCUCCCAUGUUGGCGGUGCUGGCCAAGAACGUGGCUUUCUUCUCCGGCUCGGUGUUCGCCGUGCUCAUCGCUCUGACGGUGUACGAUGAAGACGUGCUGACCGUGCAACACAUCCUCACGGCCAUCACCGUGCUUGGCGUGGUCAUCACCAUCACCAGGUCGUUUAUUCCAGAUGAACAUAUGGUGUGGUGUCCCGAACAGUUGCUGCAGUGUGUCCUGGCACACAUCCACUACAUGCCCGACCACUGGAAGGGCAACGCCAACAAGAGCGAGACCCGGGAUGAGAUGGCACAGCUUUUCCAGUAUAAAGCGGUCUUCAUCUUGGAGGAGCUUCUCAGUCCCAUAAUUACGCCCUUCAUCCUCAUCUUCCCCCUGCGGAGCAAGUCUUUAGAAAUCAUCGACUUCUUCCGGAACUUCACCGUGGACGUGGCAGGAGUGGGAGACAUUUGCUCAUUCGCCCAGAUGGACAUCAGGCGCCAUGGCAACCCACAGUGGAUGUCUGAAGGCCAGACGGAGGCCUCGGUGUACCAGCAGGCUGAGAACGGCAAGACGGAGCUUUCCCUGAUGCACUUCACCAUCAAAAACCCUCGCUGGCAGCCCCCGCAGGACAGCUCGGUGUUCAUCAGUCACCUGAUGGAGAAGGUGCAACAUGACGCUCAGACGGGACCGUCUCCUCAGCUGCUGCUGUCCGAGGCUCCUCUCUGUACCUCGCUGCUGUCCAACGAGUCCGCCACUGGGCCUGAUAACCUGUUAGCCAGUGUGUUGGCUCACCCUGUGCUGACUGCCUCUGGACUGCCCGGAAGGAACCGGCGCUUCAUCACUCCGAACAGUGCGGCUUCAGCCGCGGCUAGUGUCCUGGCGUCGCUCUCGUCUUCCCAGCAGCCCCAUGCAGGACGAUCUCGCUCACACACAUCCCGACAGCAGCACGACGGCCUCGUGUACUACAGCGACCACACUGUGUCCGACAGCAUGUCCGCUAGUGACUCCAAGAUGCUCAGCCAGUCUCAUUCAGCCCUGGUGUCGGAGUUUGCAUCUGCCGAGAUGAGCCUGCACGCUAUAUACAUGCAUGAGGUGCAUCAGCAGAAGACCCAGCAUGCACCUGGACUGUUUCAGGCCUCUGUGCCAAUGAGGGACUUGAGUGCCAACAGUGCUCAAUUUCCCGAGACACAGACAGUCACCUUGGAGUCGCCCACUUCUGUCCGUCUGGGUGGCUGGGCUGAAGAGGAGGAGCAGGGGGACGAGGAAGAGAUAAACAUCAACCGUGUGCCAGAUCAGACCAGCAGAGGGAGCAGCUGAAGUGCCUUCAACCUGUACGGUUUUGUGUUGAUUUUUUGGGAGUUGUGGCCUUGCUUUGAAACCUUUUGAUAAGCAUGCUGGGA